AUGGCGCCCAAUCUUUUUCUCUGUCUCCGGACUAUCUGUUGUCCAGUCUAUUGGUUCCAGCGACGCGAACGCGUUCACUCGCUUAACAUCGAGGAACACUGGGACAGCCCCGUUCCGGGAACGUAUAAAUACACGCCUGGUCGCGGCUGGUAUCUCGUCCACCGCGAUGGCCACGUUUCUCCAGAAAAGGAACCGGUCCGACUGGUUUACUGUCGCAUCCUUCACCGACAUCUUCUCGAACACGAAAUGGAAGAAAGAUGCCGCUGGGAGUCGGUUACAGUUCGUGAAGGCAGCAAACCGGAGAAGUUCAUGUUCUUCUUACUUGACGACGGCUUUACCUGGGUUACUGGAUGGGAUUCCAGGGGAAACUUCAUCCCCGGUCCGUACCGGAAAUGGUGCUUCGACCCGGAGACCAACGCGAUGCGUCGGAUGAAGAGUUGUGAAAGCUCAAAUGUUUCCCGAUUGAGCAGCAUUGUUCCAGAAAAGUGA
Messenger RNA from Monascus purpureus, 489 nucleotides. The record is from the annotation of a GenBank genome assembly. NCBI's taxonomy places the organism in Eukaryota, Fungi, Ascomycota, Eurotiomycetes, Eurotiales, Aspergillaceae.